Messenger RNA from Neoarthrinium moseri, 1251 nucleotides. RefSeq lists its product as uncharacterized. Gene Ontology annotation, molecular function: oxidoreductase activity; FMN binding. Bases 1 to 1251 code for a protein of 416 amino acids. Lineage: Eukaryota; Fungi; Ascomycota; Sordariomycetes; Amphisphaeriales; Apiosporaceae. The transcript is spliced from 2 exons. The record is from RefSeq and is a predicted model, not a curated record.
AUGGGAUCAUUGGAGACCUUUGGGGGUCGUGCCGAUUCAUUGCUCUUCCAUCCGUUGAGCAUUGCAAAUGGGAGAAUCAAACUAAAGCAUCGUGUCAUUCUGGCACCUCUAACCAGGAAUCGAGGCACGCCCUUAAAUGCUGAGUCGACUGCAGAGAACCCCAACCGUGUCUGGGUACCAAAUGACCUUAUGGUGGAAUAUUACUCCCAGCGGGCGACCGAUGGAGGAUUGAUAAUAUCAGAAGGUCUUCCGCCUUCUCUCGAGGGGAACGGCAUGCCAGGCGUACCGGGCAUGUUUAUUGCGGAACAGGCCGAGGGCUGGAGAAAGGUAGUCGACGCUGUUCACGCACAAGGUGGUUAUAUCUAUGCACAGUUGUGGCAUUCUGGUCGCGCAAACAUACCACAGAUGACUGGUACACCUAUCGUCGCACCGUCCGCCAUUCCAUGGGAUGACCCUAAUGAAUGCUUCAUGUACCCGCCGCCCCACGCUACAACACUUGUGAAAUACGUUGAACAUCAACCGACUGAGCUAUCAGUUCGACGAAUUCAGGAAACCAUUGCGGAUUACUGUAGGGCGGCACAGAUGGCCAUGGAAUUCGGUUUUGAUGGGAUUGAGCUCCAUGGCGGCAACGGGUACCUUGCAGAGCAAUUUCUCAGUUCCAACAGCAACAGGCGAAACGACGAAUACGGCGGUACGGACGAAAAACGAUGCAAAUUCGUGCUUGAGCUCAUGGAUGAACUCUCAAAGACGGUCGGCCAAGAGAACCUUGCGAUUAGACUGAGUCCAUUUGGGUUGUUCAACCAGAUGCGCAGUGAGCACCGGCUGGAGACAUGGGGCUAUCUAUGUCGCCAAUUGAAGCAGAAGCACCCACGUCUGUCAUACGUCAGUUUCAUUGAGCCGCGUUAUGAGCAGAUCUUCUCUGAGUCUGAGAAGAAGGAGUUUCUAGACUCAUGGGAUCUGCCGCAAGUUGAUCUUUCUUUGUUCCGGGCUAUCUUUGGAGAAAUACCUUUCUUUUCGGCUGGCGGCUUUGACGACCAGAAUUCUUGGGGCGUGCUUGAGAGUGGCCGAUAUGAUGCCUUGAUUUAUGGGCGUUUGUUCAUAAGCAAUCCCGAUCUUGUUGAGCGACUAAAGAACGGCCUGGCUCUGACGCCUUAUGAUCGCUCAAGGUUUUACGGACCUUUCCAAGACAACAGCAUAGGAUAUACGGACUAUCUUCGUACAGGAGAGAUGGACAAAGCUUCUGCUAGCUAG